AUGUUCUAUGUGUUUUACGAGGAUGGUAUCAAAGUCAUCCAGCCAGUGGCAUGUGAAAUCCAGAGACACAUAAAGCCCAGUGAGAAACUACAGGGACUUCAGGUGAGAUGCCUUCCACAACAGAAAAACUUCCACUUCAUGUUGCAUUGUAGGGCUACUGCUAGCAGAUUAGCUGUUAGCUAAUUAGCAUGAUUAGCUUGAGGACCAACCAAUUAGAUGUACGAUUCCUUCAGGUGAAAUGCCUUCUAACAGAAACACUUCCUCUUCGUGUAGCAUUGUGCUUGGUAUAGAGGGCUAUCCUAACAAAUUAGCUUUAGCUAGCUGUUAGCUAAACAGUAUUAAUAUAAUUAGCUUAGGACCGACCACCUGCUUUGGUAUUAUCAACACUUUGAUAAUUAUUUGUGUAUUUUACAUUUGAUCUUGCAAACCUGUCACAAUCUUUUAUUCAGUGGAAAUGGUUGCAUCUCAUAACAAUUAGGGAGUUAAUUGUCUCUCUUGUCAUCACCACUGUUUCUCAUACAUUUGAAAAGAUCAUGCAGUUUUGGAGGGUUGUCAACUCCCAAAAGGCUCUCUCUCUUGAGUCAGGCUCCUCAUUGAAUUGCUGUUUGACGUCUAAAUGGUUCUCACUCUUUGCUGCAUCUUCCCUUUUGAACCUGUGUAUUAUUCAAAGCAGAUUUACACAUGUACUCAAAUGGGUGCUUUCCUCCUUUCUACCUUUCAUCGAAGAACCUAUGUUUAUUGGACAGCUGUAAUGUGUGAAGGCGCGCCAUGAAUGCACAACGAUCAGGCCGGGCUCGUCGGAGAGACGACAUUUAUAUUUGGAUAUCAUUAACGGUGAACUCUAUGGCAGCAGCACAAGCUCUGUCUACGAGGAAUGUUGUGUGAGUACACUAGCUAAGAGGCUUAAGCCCAUUCUAGAAAUGGCGCUCACAUCUCACGUUCUUUAUUGAUCAUUCAUGGUAAUGAACCAACAAUUCAUUAUUCCUUAGUGUUAUAUGGGCGUCUUAGUGUGAUACACUUGCCAGAUGAAGAAGCGAGGCUGUUUGAAAGUCAGUGGCGAGGCAGACAUAUUUCCUGUGGCAGGAAGCAAGGGGGGCUAGAGAACAGGGAUUUUAGGUUGAAGGAUUGUGUUUGUCGUGUCCAAGGCUAAGAAAUAGUCUUGCUCAUACCACAAAAUCAAAUAUGAUCUUGGUAUGUUACAGAGCCCGAAUUGUCCUCAGGCAGCUUGUUCACCCGACAACCUUUACAGUAUGUUUUCUUACUUCUAAAGCUUUCCGUUCGAUCCAAGGACCAUGUUGGUGGAAAUUGACAAGAGUUUUUCUUCUGCCUACCUGCCUAGGGUUUCGCACAUGCUCAGUUGCGACAUACUGCAGUGUUGUCUACAGGAGGGUAGAGGUAGAGUCUCUGAGGUAUUCGGUCUCCAGAUGGCUUCUGCUUUGAUAAAGUGGCAGAAAUUAAAAAUCUGAUUACAUCCCAAAGUUUUAAUAGUUUCCUUCACAAACACAUCCAUGAAAAUGGAACUUCAUUUAUCUUGUUUACUGCCAAGUCUGUGAUUUAAAGUAAACGGUCAAACAGCUACAUUUGCCAUGUGAUGACAUAAACAUGAGCACCCACAUGAACAUAAGCCUUGAAUUAAGACCUAUGUGUAGUAUUGGCAUGAUACAUUGGCAAAUCAACAGUAGACCAUAUUCACCUCCCUCUGAAAGUCAUCCUCUCUGUCCAGUAGUACCCACACACAAACCAACAGCCACACACACACACACUCUCCACUGGAUGUCAGAGCUAAGGUUUCGCAUCUCUUUCCUGAGGGUAUUGGGCCCGCGGCGGUGUGGCGAUGUGUGACAUCUGUCAGAAAACACCCCUCUGUGACAGUAGGACGCGAGGCCUCAAACAAAUUCUCCCUUAGCCCAGAACAGAGAACAGACGCUGGGCUGAGCUGGGCUCACAGGCCACGGGAGGGGACAGGGAGGGGAGAAAGGGACAGAAGGACAGAGCCUACUAUGGUAUAAAUACUAUAGUAUUCACUGUAGUGUUUUUACAUUUUAGGACAUUACUGUAAUAUUUAUUUCAGUUCUUUUUUUGGCAGAUAAUACUGUAUUAUUUACUAUAGUGUUGUACAGUAUACUACAACAUUCUAUAGUAAGUACUACACAUGAUCAAGGAAUACUACAGUGUGUAGUAUAGUAUUCUACAGAAUACUACAGAUGACUAUAGAAUUCUAUAAUAAGUAUUGUCAACUGUAGUAUUUUUUCGGGUGGGCAGGAUGCCAAUGUUAGCCAGGUUGAGGGCUGUGGAUAUAGGGUUUCAGAGUGUAGGACUGUGGUGGAUUGCACACAGGCAAUAGGGAGAUGUUGGUUCAUGCUGAAAAUACCAGAACACAGACUGUGUGUGUGUGUGUGUGUGUCCAUGUUGCUGUUGGGAUAAGAGAGGCUUGGACUUGGAGUUAGCUGAUAAGGGAAUGACUCAAAAACAACACAGAGGAAGAAAGGAGAUAAAGAUAAUUUGUUUUUUAAUGUGUCAUUUUGAUAAAUGUUGCACAAUACAUGUAUUAACUGUGUGUGUUUUAUUUUCAGGCUGAGGUUUGCCCCAAGUCAGCGGGGGAGGCCAAGCAGAAGUGUGUGUGGUCAUCAGCGGUCAAAGUGAAGGACAAGUUUAUUUAUGUCACACAGCCAACCUUGGCCAGAGUGCUUGUGGUCGACAUCACGUCUCAGAAGGCUGUCCAGGUAAUUUCGGCCAUGAAAAUUGGAUAAUCAAGAUCACCUUCCCCUUUGGACAGGUCCUGCUGUGGAGUCUUAUGAGUACCGGUAUGCAGUAAACACAAUAACAAACCACCAAUACGACAUCCAUAUUAGGAAGUCCCUUAGUUGUCAGAGGAAACCACACAUGUCCAAUAAUAGGCUACAGUACACAUCAAUGGCUGUAAUGUUGUAUUGUUAAAAAAAAAUGCUAUUGUGCCUUUUUCAUAUCUGCACUCAUUCUCCUCUCUCUGAGGUAAUAUUGUAUUUUUCCAUUCCAUUCGUAGAGUAUUUGUUUCACACUUUCAAUGCAAUUUUGUUCUGCACUUUUUGGACGAUGGAACCAUUCAUAAAGCAAAUGUUGUUUCCGAACAUCAUUGAACAAAUUACGAAGUUGAUGAGUCCGAGAGGCUUAUAACUAUUCACUACAACUGAGAAUGAUUUAGCACUCUAGCUAUUCUGGUCAAAGUAAGGACAUAGCCUUUUUCACAAAGCCUCAGUUGAGUCAGACUUCAUUUUGAUACAAAUGCACUGUCAUUUAGGAACUCAAUUAUUUAGCGUGAUAGAGAUUUGGCCUUCAUUGUUUGAAUGUGCUUUCCAUCAACCGACCCCCACAAAGUCUUUGUUUAGCUUCUGUUUUAUUGAUUUUACAUCCUAAGAAAAUAGUGAAAGCUGAUGCCGGUGCUCAGAUAGAUAGAGUUGAUUGUGUUACGUACUUUACCUCCUUUUACAACCAGUAUAGAAGCUUAUCAUAUCAAAUCAAAUCAAAUUGUAUUGGUCACAUGCGCCGAAUACAACAGGUGCAGACAUUACUGUGAAAUGCUUACUUACAGCCCUUAACCAACAGUGCAUUUAUUUUUCAUAAAAAAGUAGAAUAAAACAACAAAAAAGUGUUGAGAGAAAAAGAGCAGAAGUAAAAUAAAAUAACAGUAGGGAGGCUAUAUGUACAGGGGGGUACCGGUGCAGAGUCAAUGUGCGGGGGCACCGGCUAGUUGAGGUAGUUGAAGUAAUAUGUACAUGUGGGUAGAGUUAAAGUGACUAUGCAUAAAUAAUUAACAGAGUAGCAGCAGCGUAAAAAGAUGGGGUGGGGGGGGGGGGCAGUGCAAAUAGUCCGGGUAGCCAUGAUUAGCUGUUCAGGAGUCUUAUGGCUUGGGGGUAGAAGCUGUUGAGUCUUUUGGACCUAGACUUGGCACUCCGGUACCGCUUGCCGGUGUAGUGGUGUAGUGGAGGGUAAACGCACAUAAAGAUUGUUUACGCACUUCUUUAUUUACACACGCAGAAAAAUGCUUUGAAAAUGUAGGGAGCGUUACUUUAUUCACCGCGAACGGCGAUCAGUGUUUACCCACCUAUUAUUUUUUUUACCACUGCUGAUCAUGACAUCACAAAAAUGUCAGCCUGACAUCAUUGCAGUUUUGCCUACUGGGAAUGGUUAAUCCCAUGAUGAAGAAAAAGGCUCCAAUGUUCUUACAGCAGGAGAGUACCUUGAGCAGAGCAGGUUGUGUAUGUGCCGGGUUAAAAAGGUUUGUGUGUCUCGGAGUAAAAUGAUUCCACAGGGGGACCAGAAGGCGCCCAAUUUCUGCUGCGGAAGGCUCCCCAGGGCCCAUCAGGCAGGCAGGUUGUUGCGCUGGCGACCAUCACAGGCUCAUUACUGGGUCACCUGGAGGUUUGGCUUCAUUACUUGAGAUGAGCUAAUGCUAAUUAGCCACCUGAUCCUCGCUCAGCUCUACCAAGGAAAGAAAAAAGGGGGAGUCAUUUGGGUACCUCAGUUUGUUUACUCAUCUUCUCUUUUCACUUUCAAAAUUGAGUUGUACUUUAUAUUGACUGGCUAGGUGUAGCUUUAAUGAGUGUGGUGAGAAACGUCCUGCAUAUAGCUGGCACCACUGUACUGUAUGCAUUAUACAUCACGUUUAUAAUUGUACAUUUAUUUAAAUAGAAAUCAGCGUACUGGAUUGAUUCUGUCUAAUUCAUAGCAUACCCACCAUCACAGACACAGAGUAGGUGCAUGUGAAUAUGGAUGGAGUGAUACUGGCAAAUCCUCAAGUGGCAGAAGAACAAUGUCCUAUUCUAUCUGAUGACAACAUGCUCAGAGAUGAGCUAUGACUCAACACAUCUCUCUCAUAUCUCCUUGUACGUUAAAUCCUCUCUAGUUGUUUACUCUCACAGUAGUACCAUACACUUUAACAUGAAGCAGUCAAGUAAAAUGCUCCAUUAAGAUUUUUACGGGGAGAAAGAAAACACUACUUCACCAUACUUCAGCUUGUUUUGGUGUCCGCUCUAAUUUCCCAGAAAUAAAGAAAAUAAUAGCUUUUUGUGCCAAGCUAGGUGUAAAAAAAAGCUAAAGUUUUGUUGUUUUUCUCACUGUGUGUUUUCUACUGUCAAUCCGAAUGGACAUAAUGCACGAGUGCCACACACAUGACUCAUCCGUCGGAGCCGGCUGGAACACAUCGCAGCCAGGUGUCAAGGAAUGGAUACUGAUUGAAUGCAAUUACUUCGGUGUUGUAGAGCAAUUGCACUGUCACUGCUCGAUUUGAAAAGCCGCUCAACGUCCAAACACCUCAUACAUAAAAAAGGCGAGCCUCCCCUUUGUCUUGUUAAAAAGGAAAACUUGACUCUUCCUGUCAAAUCCAAUGCAUUAGCGAACAAGGAAAGUUGUGAUAUGCACCGUGCCGAGCGUCAAAGAGUAUAUCUGUCUACAGACAGUGUUGAAUUGUCCUGAGUUGCUCUUUAAGUGCAGACCUGUCUUCAAAUAGUUGUGCUUGCGUCAAGCUGUGCUUGAUUGAGCUUGCCUGACGUGAUGUAACCAAUGGAAAAGACCCAAAAGUGCAAACCCUGUCCAUCUGGCACUCCAGGAAGGCUAAAGCAAAUGAUCGGACUAGGUAAGUGCAGUGUGCUAUAUGAGGUUUGUUUUUGUGUGUGUGCUUUCAGACGGUGAGCACAGACCCUUACCCAGUGAAGCUGCACUAUGACAAAUCCCACGACAAGGUGUGGGUCCUCAGCUGGGGAGACAUGGAGAGGAACUUCCCUACUUUGCAGGUGACUGUUUGACAUCACACCAAAAUACACUAUAUAGAGUAGUGUUAUGUGUUUGUCUUGAUACCGUCUUGAUACUAAUGAUCUAUACAAGUGGGUGUAUAUAUGUGAAAUACACAAUAUUUAGUGUAAACUCACUGUUUAAUGACAAUACUAUUUUAUGUGUUAUGAGAUGGCAUAAAAACACUGUGAUGUGAAAUUUUCGGAACACUAAUAUUCAUGACUAUUCUUCCAAUGGGAUACAUUAUCAACUGUCAAUCCAAGUUUUGCCAACAACCCUUUACCAAAUGGCAAAGUACUAGGUGGCAUUUUCUGUUUAUAGCUCAAUACAACUUUUUAGCCUGCACUGCUUUUGGAUUGUUAGGAGGUGCCAGUCUCUCUAGUGCAUUGUGGCAUAAUUAAGGCUACCCUGCCUGCAUGCGCACACUGGUACACACACACACACACGCACACACGCACGCACACACAGGACCUCUCCUCUCAGUGUGAGUUCGUGUCAGAAGCGAUGCAGGAGGCAAACACAGUGAAUAAUUAAUGAGGCCCACCUUAAAUAUCUCCCCCAUCUUCUCCUCCUUUCCCCUCCUCCCCCUGUCUCCUGGUGUGGUGCUAGGUGAUCAAUCAGGCCAGCGGGAGUGUGUCCCACCAUGCCAUCCACACCCAGCCGGUCGGCAGACACUUUGAUAGAGUGGAUGAUUUCUUCAUUCCUGCCGCCAGCCUCAUCAUUAAUCACAUCAGGUACGUCAGUGUCUUUAUGUGUGUGUGUGUGUGUGUGUGUGUGUGUGUGUGUGUGUGUGUGUGUGUGUGUGUGUGUGAGAGAAAUAGAGUCAGAGUGUGUUUGUUUGUGGGUGGGUGGUUAUGUGUGCACUAGAGAGUCGGUGUGUUUGAGAGUGAAUUUAAAUACUUCCGUUUAACUCCCCUCCUCGGACCAGCGCUCCCCUGCCUUCUGAAUAGUGGGGUGGGGCGAGUUUACUGAACUACUGCUUGUCAGCAACAUAUGAAGAGCAAAUCGAUUUGGCGCCUGCGCUUUUGACGGGCACUCACCGAAACUCACUCCUGUGCUGCUGACACACCAAGGCUUAACUUGAUACAGAAGGCCUAGCUUAGGUGGAGUUGGAGUCGUGGAAAAAGCCAUGUGCCAAGCCGGAGGUAUCUGGGAUUUAAGGAUGUUAACAGUCUCCCAGAGAGUUGCAUUCACUAGUCCUAGUUGUAAUUAGGUCCACUAAGACCUGUCUAAAGGGUUGCUAAAAAAACAUGGCAAAGUACUGAAAAUGUAUGUUCAAAAAACAGACUCCCUUUAGCUCUCCUUUUACUUACAAUGCUGCAUUAACGCGAUAGCACCCCAAUGCAACAAACCAUAGUUGUGGACUCUAAUCACAUGACUUAGACUUGAGUCUGACUCGAGUCACACAUUUGAUGACUUGAAACUGAACUUGAUAGAAAAUAAAAUAACUUGAGACUCGACUUUGACUUGAGACUGAUGACUUGACAUUAUUUGGCCAGGUUUUGUAACGUUUUGUCACUCAUUUUGUGGCACAGAGUCUCCGUGGAUUACUCUCCACGCAGCCAGAAACAGUAGCCGCAGCAUCACCCUUGCAAAACAAACGUGCAACAGAUUGGCUAGUGAAAUGCACACUCAACCCUCUGAUUGGACCAGCAAACUGUCAAUCAACACCACUCGGGUGAGCUAGCAAAAAGACUGCUGAUUUGUUGUACAGCUAUAGGAUCGGGUGCAGCACAAACGUGAAAUUGUAGGGAGAGAGGAUUGCCUGAAUUGCUUCGCCUUGCUUUUCUGGUUGGCUGGAAAGUUUCACCAUCCAAUUAUUUCAGAUCUACAGGAGUGCAAGUUUCACCAUGGCACGGACUGUGGCGAUAUGUUGGCACAUGAUAAUUAUUUGAAUAUGGCAAAUAUUAGUCAAUUAUUGCAUACUAUCCAUCCUGGCUUUUGCGGCCUACCUGAGACAUGAAAAAGAUAGGUGGGAGGGCAUACAGGCUGUCGCCAAUUUAUUAAUGUGCAAUUUACCUAAAGGGUUAAAUGGGUAAUGGAAACACUUCACCCACUGGAGUGACGUCAUUAAGUCCAACGGUUUUUAUCGACACAAGAUAGUUAAAUGGAAAUUCACCCUAGCAGGCAAUUGUCGCAUCUAUAUACAGUACCAGUCAAACGUUUGGACACAUCUACUCAUUCAAGGGUUUUACUUUAUUUUUACUAUUUUCUACAUUGUAGAAUAAUAGUGAAAACAUAAAAACUAUGAAAUUAAACAUGUGGAAUCAUGUAGUAACCAAAGAAGUGUUAAACAAAUCAAAAUAUAUUUUAGAUUUUAGAUUCUUCAAAGUAGCCACCCUUUGCCCUAAUGACAGCUUUGCACACUCUUAUCAUUCUCUCAACCAGCUUCAUGAGGAAUGCGUUUCCAACAGUCUUGAAGGAGUUCCCACAUAUGCUGAGCACUUGUUGGCUGCUUUUCCUUCACUCUGCGGUCCAACUCAUCCCAAACCAUCUCAAUUGGGUUGAGGUCAGGUGAAUGUGGAGGCCAGGUCAUCUGAUGCAGCACUCCAUCACUCUCCUUCUUGGUCAAAUAGCCCUUACACAGCCUGGAGAUGUGUUUUGGGUCAUUGUCCUGUUGAAAAACAAAUGACAGUUCCAGUAAGGGCAAACCAGAUGGGAUGGCGUAUUGAUGCAGAAUGCUGUGGUAGCCAUGCUGGUUAAGUGUGCCUUGAAUUCUAAAUAAAUCACAGACAGCGUCACCAGCAAAGCACCAUCACACCUCCUCCUCCAUGCUUCACGGUGGGAACCACACAUGCGGAGAUCAUCCGUUCACCUACUCUGCGUCUCUGCGAAUACCUGGAAUAGUAUAACAGUAAUCCUUCUACCCGUAAAAAAAAAAGGGGGUGGUUGUCCAACUGGCUAUCCUAAGUUGAAUGCACCAAUUUGUAAGUCGCUCUGGAUAAGAGUGUCUGCUAAAUGACUUAAAUGUAAAUGUAAAUGUCUCACAAAGACAAGGCCUUUGGAACCAAAAAGCUCACAUUUGGACUCAUCAGACCAAAGGACAGAUUUCCACCUGUCUAAUGUCCAUUGCUCAUAUUUCAUAGCCCAAGCAAGUCUCUUCUUAUUAUUGGUGUCCUUUAGUAGUGGUUUCUUUGCAGCAAUUCGAACACGAAGGCCUGAUUCACGCAGUCUCCUCUGAAAAGUUGAUGUUCGGAUGUCUGUUACUUGAACUCUGUGAAACAUUUAUUUGGGCUAUAAUCUGAGGUGCAGUUAAUUCUAAUUAACCUAUCCUCUGCAGCAGAGGUAACUCUGGGUCUUCCUUUCCUGUGGCGGUCGUCAUGAGAGCCAGUUUCAUCAUAGUGCUUGAUGGUUUUUGCAACUGCACUUGAAGAAACUUUAAAAGUUCUUGAUAUUUUCCGUAUUGACUGACCAUCAUGUCUUAAAGUAAUGAUGGACUGUAAUUUCUCUUUGCUUAUUUGAGCUGUUCUUGCCAUAAUAUGGACUUGGUAUUUUACCAAAUAGGGCUAUCUUCUGUAUACCACCCCUACCUUGUCACAACACAACUGAUUGGAUCAAACACAUUAAGAAGGAAAUAAAUUCCACAAAUUAACUUUUAAGGCACACCUGUUAGUUGAAAUGCAUUCCAGGUGUCUACCUCAUGAAGCUGGUUGAGAGAAUGCCAAGAGUGUGCAAAGUUGUCAUCAAGGCAAAGGGUGGCUAUUUGAAGAAUCUCAAAUAUAACAUAUAUUUUGAUUUGUUUAAUACUUUUUUGGUUACUACAUGAUUCCAAAUGUGUUAUUACAUAGUUUUGAUGUCUUCACUAUUAUUCUACAAUGUAAAAAAUAGUAAAAAUGAAGAAAAACCCUUGAAUGAGACGCUUUUAUCCAAAGCGACUUACAGUCAUGCGUGCAUACAUUUUUUUUGUGUAUGGGUGGUCCCGGGGAUCGAACCCACUACCUUGGCGUUACAAGCACCGUGCUCUACCAGCUGAGCUACAGAGGACCACACUGUAGUAGCCUAUUAAUGUAUAUGCCAUUGUAGGCUACUGUAGGCUACCAUUUGAUACAAUAAAUAUGUUGAAAUUACUAUUUCACUCGAGUCAUUGCAAAUCAAAAUGUGCAAAGUGUGUAGCCUACCUUGAGCUGGCAAACAAAUUUUAUAAAUAUUCUAUAACUUCAGUGUAUUGUUGUUGUAUCCUUGUCUUAUUAUGGAAUUAUUAUUGGCCAUGUUUAAUUAAUUAAAUUGGAAGUUAUCAAAGCUCUAUCGCAAUUGCCGAUCAGUUGUUGGAACGCAUUAGAUUGACGGUAACAGUCAGUCAGAUUUGGCUACAGGUAAAAAAUAAAUAAAAAAACACUGGCUGUUGUUGACAAGCAUAUUGAGUUCAUAUACAUAUUAUUCAUAUUUAAUUCAGUGAUUGAAAUUACGACGUCAUUCUCAGUUGCCUAUUUCAUCAGGCUAUUGGGCAACACAAGCGCUUCUUACCUGGAAAUCGACUCUCUAUUCAUGUUGAAUAAAUUAGUCUGUUAAUUUGAACUAAGCAAGCUGCUAAAUCGUUCAGUUUACAUAUUGCCUAAAUUUUGCCUAGGCUACUGUAUACUAUCUGAAAUAAGAUGUAGGCCUAUCAGGUGCUAUAUGCUCCCUGCAUCUGUCAAAGCAAACCAUGGCAAACUUUAAUUACAAUCAUAAACCCAGAUUUGAGUCUGUAGCCUAUGCCUAUUGAAAUUACAAGUCAAUCUUGCAAAUUGGCCAUUUAUAGCUGUUUGCAGUCUUCAUAUCUGGCACAUAAUGGCAGAAUUGCCAAAAAAUAGCCUAACGUUCGUUUUGUUAAGUUUGUCCAAGUGUUUCUUGCUCAGAUAUUGAGAUCCUCUGUCUAACUUUCAUCACUCAAACUCUCCUGUCGGAUUUAUCUAUAGUUAUGCACAUGCGCAAAAGGGAUUUAUUUACAAUUAUCAACGGGGUUCGAACAAUUAUCAACGGGGUUUCAAAAACAGGGGGCAGGCAAACGACAGGUCAAAGGCAGGCAGAGGUCAGUAAUCCAGAUCAGAGUCCAAAAGGUACAGAACGGCAGGGAGGCUCAGGGUCAGGGCAGGCAGAAAGGUCAAAACCGGGAAAACUAGAAAACAGGAAUUUGAGAAAGAGGAGACAAAGGGCUGUGAGACAUGGGUUUGAUCCUAGACACAUGAAACGUGGGAUGUAUACGGAGGGUACGGGGCAACAGAGGACGAACAGCAGAGGGGCUAAUGAUCUUGGAGAUGGGGAAAGGGCCAAUAAACCGGGGGGAAAAUUUGCGGGACUCCACCCGGAGGGGCAGAUCUCGGGAGGACAGCCAUACCUUCUGCCCGAGAUGAUACCGGGGUGCCGGGGUCCGGUGGCGGUCCACUUGUCGUCGACCUGGAUGUGGUCUUGAGAAGAGCCGACCGGGCUCUCCUCCAGGUACGAUGACAGCUGCAGACAAACAUCUGGGCCGAGGGUAUGCCGACCUCAUCCUCUCGCUCCGGGAAGAGCGGGGGCUGAUAACCCAGGGAACACUCAAAGGGCGAAAGACCCUUGGCAGAGCAGGGAAGGGUGUUGCGGGCGUAUUCGACCCACACUAGUUGCUGACUCCGGGUGGUGUGGUUGGCGGAGACCAGGCAGCGCAGAGUCGUCUCCAGGUCUCGGUUGGCUCGCUCUGACUGACCGUUGGACUGAGGGUGGAAACCGGAGGACAGGUUGGCCGACGACCCAAUGAGUGUGCAGAACGCCUUCCAGAACCGGGACGAGAACUGAGGACCCCGGUCGGAGACCAUGUUCACUGGGAGUCCAUGGAUCCGGAAGACGUGCUGCACCAUGAGCUGGGCCAUCUCUUUGGCGGAGGGUAGCUUGGGGAGAGGAAUGAAGUGGGCGGCUUUGGAAAACAGAUCCACAACUGUCAGAAUGGCGGUGUUGCCAUCAGACGGGGGAAGACCCGUGACAAAGUCCAGGGAUAUGUGAGACCAGGGACGGUGAGGAACAGUCAGAGGUUGGAGGAGACCAGCCAGAGCUUGCAGAGGAGUUUUAUUCUGCGCACAGAUCGUGCAGGCGGCGACGAAUGCGGAGACAUCAGGAACCAUGGUAGGCCACCAAAAGCGUUGUUGCACAAAGGCCAGGGUCCAAAAUCCAAUGGUAUUUAUAUAUCAAAAGAUAAAGGCCAUGGCAAUGGACCAUGCAGGCCCUCCGAUUUCAUGACCCAAUACAGCACCUAGUUCACGUUCACUAUCAGUCCCAUUGAUGUCCAAGUCCCCAGCCCUAACGCCCCAAAUGGACAAAACAAUCUCUGGAUCAAUGCUUUACUUCACAGUGCUGAUAAGGUGCUCCAUCACUCUCUAACAGUAAUUUUCUGUCCACAUGAACAGACAGUGGGAGACAUUUAAAAUCACAUAAAAGAAGACGGAUGUUACCGAGAUUGAAGUGCAUGUCAGAAUUGAUCAGACAGCAUUCAGAUUUAAUUUUGCCAUGUCGGCCCCUCACAUUCUCCCUCCAGUCUUGCAUAUCAGAAUUAAAAUGUGUCAUUAUCACUCCUCUUUGAUUUUUUAAAAUAUAAUAUAGUAUUUUCAAUCAUUAAUAUGCCCAUUGAAAUCUAUUAGUGUGAAGCAUAGGGCAGACGAUUUCAACUCAGCUUGCAGAGAUUGCUCAUCUGAGGCGAUAAGAAAAAGGCCACUGAAAUGUGAAAUGUGUAGACCGUAUCCACCCCUCUCUUCUUCUCAAACCAAUCCUAAGGCCUUUUCUUUGAGGAACUGAGAUAUUGCAGCUAAGAGAGUCACACACCCCUCUGUCAAAUCUAUUUUGUCCAUUCAGAGUAUAGUAAUAGGAGAGGUGAUGCAAAUGGAAGUCACUGUUAAGAUUUUAAUCACAGCAUGAGCGGGGAAAAUGUGCAACUAUUCAAUAGUGGUGAGGAUAACAGACCUAGUACUUCUCUUGACAAUCAUACAUUUAAUUCUACUCUCCUCAAUUGUAAAUGUAACUGUAGCCUUGGUCAGGAACAAACAUCCGGUUAUCUAACCAAGAUGGGAGCAGUGGUGAAACGGUGUUUGAGGUCCCGGAACGCCCGGUCAGCAGCUGGGGACCAUGUGAACGGAACCUUGGGAGAGGUGAAUGCAGACAGGGGGGAAGCCAGGGUGCUGUAACCCUGGAUAAAGUGGCGAUAAAAGUUGGCGAAUCCCAGGAAAAGUUGCACUCUGGACGUAGGCUGGGGCAAAUCCACCACUGCUCUCAACUUCCCGGGAUCGGGAAGGGGAUGGGGUAGCCCAGGAAGGGGAUGGUGGAGCGAAUGGAAUUCGCAUUUCUCCGCUUUCACAAAAAGCUGGUUCUCCAGGAGGCGUUGGAGGACCUGUCGGACGUGGAACACGUGUUCUUGGGCGGAGCAGGAGAAGACGAGGAUGUCAUCGAGGUAGACGAAGACGAACCGGUUCAACAUGUCGCGGAGAACAUCAUUAACCAGGGCCUGUGACACAGCUGGAGCAUUGGUAAGGCCAAAUGGCAUGACCAGAUACUCGAAGUGACCGCUGGCCAUGUUGAAGGCAGUCUUCCACUCGUCCCCCUCCCGUAUCCGCACCAGGUGGUAGGCAUUCCGUAGAUCCAGCUUGGAGAACACGUUGGCCCCCUGGAGUGGCUUGAAGGCUGAGGAGAUUUUUUAAAAAUUUUAUUUCACCUUUAUUUAACCAGGUAAGCCAGUUGAGAACAAUUUCUCAUUUACAACUGCGACCUGGCCAAGAUAAAGCAAAGCAGUGCGAUAAAAACAACAACAACACAGAGUUACAUAUGGGAUAAACAAAAUGUACAGUCAAAAACACAAUAGAAAAUCUAUAUACAGUGUGUGCAAAUGUAGUAAGUUAUGGAGGUAAGGCAAUAAAUAGGCCAUAGUGCAAAAUAAUUACAAUUUAGUAUUAAGACUGGAGUGAUAGAUGUGCAGAAGAUGAUGUGCAAAUAGAGAUACUGAGGUGCAAAUGAGCAAAAUAAAUAACAAUAUGGGGAUAGUUGGGUGUGCUAAUUACAGAUGGGCUGUGUACAGGUACAGUGAUCGGUAAGCUGCUCUGACAACUGAUGCUUAAAGUUAGUGAGGGAGAUAAGAGUCUCCAGCUUCAGAGAUUUUUGCAGUUCGUUCCAGUCAUUGGCAGCAGAGAACUGGAAGGAAUGGCGGCCAAAGGAGGCUUUGGGGAUGACCAGUGAGAUAUACAGUUGAAGUCGGAAGUUUACAUACACCUUAGCCAAAUACAUUUAAACUCAGUUUUUCACUAUUCCUGACAUUUAAUCCUAGUAAAAAUUCCCUGUCUUAGGUCAGUUAGGAUCACCACUUUAUUUUAAGAAUGUGAAAUGUCAGAAUAAUAGUAGAGAGAAUGAUUUAUUUCAGCUUUUAUUUCAGUCAGAAGUUUACAUAUACUCAAUUAGUAUUUGGUAGCAUUGCCUUUAAAUUAUUUAACUUGGGUAAAACAUUUUGGGUAACAAGCUUCCCACAAUAAGUUGGCUGAAUUUUGGCCCAUUCCUCCUGACAGAGCUGGUGUAACUGAGUCAGGUUUGUAGGCCUCCUUGCUCGCACAUGCUUUUUCAGUUCUGCCCACACAUUUUCUAUAGGAUUGAGGUCAGGGCUUUGUGAUGGCCACUCCAAUACCUUAACUUUGUUGUCCUUAAGCCAUUUUGGCACAACUUUGGAAGUAUGCUUGGGGUCAUUGUCCAUUUGGAAGACCCAUUUGCGACCAAGCUUUAACUUCCUGAUUGAUGUCUUGAGAUGUUGCUUCAAUAUGUCCAUAUAAUUUUCCUUCCUCAUGAUGCCAUCUAUUUUGUGAAUCCACCAGUCCCUCCUGCAGCAAAGCACCCCCACAGCAUGAUGCUGCCACCCCCGUGCUUCACGGUUGGGAUGGUGUUUUUCGGCUUGCAAGCAUCCACCUUUUUCCUCCAAAAAUAACGAUGGUCAUUAUGGCCAAACAGUUCUAUUUUAGUUUCAUCAGACCAGAGGACAUUUCUCCAAAAAGUACGAUCAUUGUCCCCAUGUGCAGUUGCAAACCGUAGUCUGGCUUUUUUAUGGCGGUUUAGGAGCAGUGGCUUCUUCCUUGCUGAGUGGCCUUUCAGGUUAUGUCGAUAUAGGACUCGUUUUACUGUGGAUAUAGAUACUUUUGUACCUGUUUCCUCCAAUAUCUUCACAAGGUCCUUUGCUGUUGUUCUGGGAUUGAUUUGCACUUUUCGCAACAAAGUACGAUCAUCUCUAGGAGACAAAUCGCGUCUCCUUCCUGAGCAGUAUGACGGCUGCGUGGUCCCAUGAUGUUUAUACUUGCGUACUAUUGUUUGUACAGAUGAACGUGGUACCCAAGGAUGAACCAGACUUGUGGAGGUCUACCAUUUUUUUCUGAGGUCAUGGUUGAUUUUCCCAUGAUGUCAAGCAAAGAGGCACUGAGUUUGAAGGUAGGCCUUGAAAUGCAUCCACAGGUACACCUCCAAUUGACUCAAAUUAUGUCAAUUAGCCUAUUAGAAGCUUCUAAAGCCAUGACAUCAUUUUCUGGAAUUUUCAAAGCUGUUUAAAUGCACAGUCAACUUAGUGUAUGUAAACUUCUGACCCACUGGAAUUGUGAUACAGUGAAUUAUAAGUAAAAUAAUCUGUCUGUAAACAAUUGUUGGAAAAAUUACUUGUGUCAUGCACAAAGUAGCUGUCCUAACCGACUUGCCAAAACUAUAGUUUGUUAACAAGAAAUUUGUGGAGUGGUUGAAAAACUAGUUUUAAUGACUCCAACCUAACUUCAGACUUCAACUGUACCUGCUGGAGCGCAUACUACGGGUGGGUGUUGCUAUGGUUACCAAUGAGCUAAGAUAAGGCGUGAUUUGCCUAGCAGUGAUUUAUAGAUGACCUGGAGCCAGUGGGUUUGGCGACGAAUAUGUAUUGAGGGCCAGCCAACGAGAGCGUACAGGUCACAAUGGUGGGUAGUAUAUGGGGCUUUGGUGACAAAACGGAUGGCACUAUGAUAGACUACAUCCAAUUUGCUGAGUAGAGUGUUGGAGGCUGUUUUGUAAAUGACAUCGCCGAAGUCAAGGAUCGGUAGGAUAGUCAGUUGUACGAGGGCAUUUUUGGCAGCAUGAGGGAAGGAGGCUUUGUUGCGAAAUUAGUGAUAGCGGGUAGUGGUUCUUCACCUUGAUGUCAUUGAGGCCCCGGUAGUCGAUGCACAGGCGCAGGGUUUUAUACUUCUUCUCAAUAAAGAACAACCCUGCACCGGCGGGGGAGGCAUAAGGACAGAUGAAUCCGGCAGCUAGGGAUUCCUCAAAGUAGGUCUCCGGACCGACAGCGAUUACAGUCGUCCCCGGGGCGGAGUGGUGCCUGAGAGAAGGUCAAUUCCACAGUAGUAGGGUCGGUGCGGCAGAAGCGAAGUGGCCCGGGCCUUACUGAACACCUCCCGGAGGUCCUGGUACUUUGCGGGAAUGGCGGAGAGGUCCGAGGCAACUUCCGAGACCCCAGGAAGACGUCCCAGGGCAGGCUGCGCUGGCUUCAGGCAAUGAGCGUGGCAGAACGGGCUCCAGCCCAUGAUGGCACCAGUAGAACAGUCAAUAAAGAGGUUGUGUCGCUGGAGCCAAGAGAAACCCAAUACCACGGGAACCUGAGGAGACUUAAUUAGCAGGAAUUGGAUCGUCUCGCUGUAGUUCCCUGAUACUCGUAGGUUGAUGGGGGUGGUAUUGUGGGUGACCCGGCUUAUAGAGCACCCGUCCAGCGCUCUAACGCCCAUGGGAAUGGAGAGGGGCUGAGUGGGGAUGCCCAGCUCAGACACCAGGGUAGUGUCCAUAAAGCUCUCAUCGGCCCCAGAGUCGAUGAGUACCCGGAGAGAUUUCAACUGGUUCCCCCACAGCAAGAUGGCAUGAAAGGGGGUGCGAGUAAGGGGAGAGGAAAAGUUAUCCGUAUGGCCCACUAGAGUACUCGCUCCUACCGGUGAGCCUGGUCUUUUAGUGGACAGGUGGCUUCGUGUGAAGCCUGUAUUGCCGUUGCACGAACUCCUCCAGACUGAAGCAUACAGCCGACUGGUGUUCCCACACUGCCGUAGCCCAGGCGAGAGCCCUCCCGGACAUCAGCGUGAUGAAGUACGCUAUCUUAGAGCGGUCCAAGGGGAAGUGAGUCCUGAGUGGCGCAGGUGAGUCCUGAGUGGCGCAGUGGUCUAAGUCACUGCAUCGCAGUGCUAACUGUGCCACUAGAGAUCCUGGUUCGAAUCCAGGCUCUGUCGCAGCCGGCCGCGACCGGGAGACUCAUGGGCGGCGCACAAUUGGCCCAGUGUCGUCCAGGGUAGGGGAGGGAAUGGCCGGCAGGGAUGUAGCUCAGUUGAUAGAGCAUGGUGUUUGCAACGGCAGGGUUGUGGGUUCGAUUCCCACGGGGGGCCAGUAUAAAAAAUAUAUGUAUUCACUAACUGUAAGUCGCUCUGGAUAAGAGCGUCUGCUAAAUGACUAAAAUGUAAAUGUAAGGAGGAGGGCUGCAGCUCAAUUAUGAGCAAACACUGAGCGAGAAAUGCCAGACAGAUUCGCGACUCUCCAGCGAAGCGUUCCGGGGGAGGUAAGCGGGGUUCUCGGCAAAGUGGGGUAGCCAGGAGGCCGUGCUGCUAACAGCCCAGUUACUGAGGAGCUGGGAGGUUACCGUUGUGGUAGGCUGCCUAACAGACAACCUGCGGAAUUACCAAUUAUCCACCAAUGUGUUAAACACUCGGUCAUGGCGUUCGGCCAAGGUCUGGAACCCUUCCAUGAGACCACGAAGCAACUCCUCGUGCCUUCCAAUGGUGGCUCCUUGGCAGGAGAUGACGUUGCGGAGCUGGUCCGAGUCUGCUGGGUCAGUCAUGGCCAGUUCGUACUAUCACAUUUCAGGAGAAGAGCCAGAUGCAGACAGUGUAGUAGUAACAAAAGUUUAUUACAAAAACAGGGGGCAGGCAAACAACAGGUCAAGGGCAGGCAGAGGUCUGUAAUCCAGAUCAGAGUCCAAAAGGUACAGAACGGCAGGCAGUCUCAGGAUCAGGGCAGGCAGAGGUCAAUAAUCCAGGGUGGUGUGACAAGGUACAGAACGGCAGGCAGGCUCAGGGUCAGGGCAAGCAGAAUGGUCAAAACCGGGAAAACUAGAAAACAGGAACUUGAGAAAGACAGGCGCAAGGGGAAAAACGCUGGUAGGUUUGACGAAACAAAACGAACUGGCAACAGACAAAUAGAGAACACAGGUAUAAAUACACUGGGGAUAAUGGGGAAGAUGGGCGACACCUGGAGGGGGGUGGAGACAAUCACAAAGACAGGUGAAAGAUCAGGGUGUGACAGGAAAAUGAUCUGGCGAGUUUAAUAAGGGCGAAUUAUCUUUUCAUAUUCAAAUUUGUCAUAGUUCGCAAUAAUCAUUAUUUUGAUGAAAAUCGAAUUUUGCUUCUAACGUCGUUAUGUGGAUAUUCCUUCUUAAUUGGCUCGAUAACGUUAUGGAAAAAAGGUUUGUUGUAUCAAUGUGGCAACUCCUCUCUUGCUGUGGAAAAACAAUUUGGGCUAGUUUCAGGCAUUUUGGGCAGGUUUUGAGUGGUCAUUGGUUAGAAAUGUCUGCUUGACCUGGCAACCUAGGAGACACCGCUGCAAAGCAUAGAGCGUACUGAACAGAGAGUGCCGUUGCACUUGACCAAAUAAAUUCCAGUAAUUCAUGAAAUAAUUAUACAUUUAUCUGACACGUCGCGACCCACCAUGAACAGGUCCGCUACCCACUUUGGGUCACAACCCAUACUUUAAGAAAGGCUGAUAUAGAUACAAUAACAACACUUGAUACAAAUAACACCACUGCUUAUAAAAAACCCAGACUCAAAACUGAUUCAAAACUAAUAAUGUCCCUUGUGUCCAAAAGUAAUCUUACACUAGGUACUAGUUUCCUGGUGCCAGAUUAUGCCUACUCAGAAGCAUGUUCAGUUGAGAAUCUACAUGGAAUCUACAUUUAGUCCACAAAUAGGCUUUAAUCUGUGACCAUGAAUUUUGCCCUAGGUGUAGAUUGAACCUCCCUGGAGGCUAUUUUGUAAAUGACAUCGCCGAAGUCAAGGAUCGGUAGGACAGUCAGUUGUACGAGGGCAUGUUUGGCAGCAUGAGUGAAGGAGGCUUUGUUGCGAAAUUAGUGAUAGCCACCAUUUAGGCCAAUGGAAAGGUCAAACCAUGCCCACUCUGGAUAGAUCAAACUCAAUCAAGUGCACCUAUUGAUAGCUUUUCAUGUUUAAUAACUCCCUUAGCCUCAGCCAAGAUCAAUCCAUUGUGGGUGUCCCCAACAACUCCCCCAAACCAAUAUGCAGUCAGUGCACCUCGUAGCACAAAACAGAAGUCUCAGAGCACUGACCAUCACAAUAUACAAAGAAUUUGAAGGCUUUUAGAUUUGUCAGGAAUAACCACCCGGGCGGGGCUUUGGGGAGCCAAGGAUAUGGCAUUGUGCACAAGGCCUUUUUAAAUACCCUAUCUCUUUGAAACGUCUGAAAACGCGGCUUACAAGAGCCCUUGAUUGUGCUCUUAGGGCGCAUAGAGUCUCUAUUGAAUGUUUUUGCCAACUCUAUUAUUGUGGUCUUGGAAUUCAAUUCCGGUCCAAUCUUUUGUGCUGUUGUAUCUGACUCACUUGGUGGGGAGUCGACAGUGAUGAACGUGUUGGUGGCUGUAUUGUACGUCAUGUUUUUACAUUUCUGUCAGUGAAUGGACAAUGGAAAAUAAGAGUCUGUCGGUGGAUUUGAACAUAGUUCAUGGUAGUAUAUAUUCUUUAGCCUUUCUUCAUUCUACAGUAAGUAAUUGCUGGCAUUCUUACAUAAACAUAGUAUUUUGUCUAUAUCUCAUCAAUAUCUUACAGUAUAUCAAAGCAGCAUAAUGCAUUUGGCAGAUCAUCCGAUCAGUACACUAUUAAGGUUUAGACCAAUGAUUUCUAGGAUGUAAACCAGCACCACGCUGCUAGCUUCAACAAGAAUUUGUAGUAUUAGCAGUAGGGUUAUCGCAGUGGCUCAACAAGUCACAUCACUAUGCACUGUACUGAAAGCUGGCUUAUGUCAUAGCUUGAAGACACUCUUUAAUAUUUAUGUUAGGUAACAAUACAUCAGUACGUCAAUAAAAUGCAUGAAGUGAGAGAACAUUAUUUAAAAUGUGAUUUUUAUUUCCAUGUUGGAGGAAGGUUAGACAAAAUGACAUAAGGACUUCAUGACACAUUCAUAACCCAUACAUACCACUUUCAUAAGCAGUGUGCGCAUAAUCAUUUCUUACAUGCGUAUGUCAAGCACCGCAAGUUGAUGUUUUCAUUAUGUUACAGUACUGCAAUGAUACAUUUGUGGUGGUAGACAGAAGCAUUUAAUCUAUGUUUAUAUGCUGCAUAUGUGUUAUAUAUGGUUUAUGAACGUGUCAUGACAUAUUGUAUGCAAGUUGAUUUACUGUACACUACAUUACAAACAUAGGAGUACAGUGGGGGACUUCUAGUUCUAAAAUGUUUCUUAUCUUCCAGGUAUUCCCAGAAUACACCCUGCAAGACAUAACAAACAACUUUAGGAGCUCACAUUCAUUAAAAUAAUUGACUAAACGUCACACAUUUCUGCUAGUAAGCAAACGAAUUUAUUUGAUAUUGUUCCGUAGAUGGUAUACAUCUUGCUCUGCCUUGCUUUUUGUCAAUUUGCUAUUAAUUGUAGAGUAAGCCUAAUGGAAAUAGCAAAAAGAUUAUAGUUGGCAUGUUUUUUGGGCUGAGUGGUGGGUUUAACAAAUAAAUAUUAAACCAAUAAAAAAAAAUGGUUUUGCCUAUUACAGAGACAACAUCCUUAUUUUCCUCUGCUUAGGAAUUGAGUUCAAGUGAACCAAAAAGCAAACUCCUGGCUUAUUAUAAAGUAUGCAAGACAAACUAAAACAAAGUAUACAGCUCAUAACUGUCACGGCGUGCUGUAGGUGCAGUGGCGGAAUCAAAUGCAGGACGCAGACGGAUAAUCCAAUAAACUUGUAUUGAGCCGAAACACGGCAAACGGACAACACUUGCCCGAAGGCGAAAUACGCACGAAGGCGAAAUGGAAACAAAACAGCGCACAAACAUGUGCGAAAACUCCAGCGCAGUGGAGAGAAGCUCAACCGAGCGAAAACACGUCUGACACAAAACAAUAAUACACAACACCUGACACACACAACGGGAACUAAAUAGGACACUAAUGACACUAACUGAAAACAGGUGUGACAACACUCAGACAAAAGCAAACGAACAUGAAACAUACAACGGUGGCAGCUAGUACUCCGGAGACAACGAACGCCGAAGCCUGCCCGAACAAGGGAGAGAGGCAGCCUCGGCCGAAACCGUGACAGUACCCCCCCCUUGACGCGCGGCUCCAGACGUGCGCUGACUCCGGCCUCGGGGACGACCCGGAGGACGCGGAGCCGGGCGCGUCGGGUGCUCACGAUGGAAUUCCGUCAGGAGAGACGGGUCCAAAAUGUCUCCCCUCGGCACCCAGCACCGCUCCUCCGGACCGUACCCCUCCCACUCCACUAGAUACUGGAGACCCCCCAUCCGACGUCUCGAAUCCAAGAUGGACCUCACGGAGUACGCCGGUGCCCCCUCGAUGUCCAAUGGGGGCGGAGGAGUCUCCCUGAUCUCACUGUCUUGGAGUGGGCCAGCUACCACCGGCCUGAGAAGGGACACAUGGAACGAGGGGUUAAUACUUUUAUAUUCAACAGGUAGCUGUAAUUUAUAACACACCUCGUUCAACCUUCCCAGGACUUUAAAUGGCCCUACAAACCGCCGACCCAGUUUCCGACAGGGCAGGCGGAGGGGCAGGUUCCUGGUAGAGAGCCAGACUCGAUCACCAGGUGCGUACACCGGUCCCUCACUGCGGUGGAGAUCAGCGCUCGCCUUAUGACGUCGGAGGGCCCGCUGCAGGUGGACGUGUGCAGCGUUCCAUGUCUCCUCCGAGCGCCUCGCCCACUCAUCCACCGCAGGAGCCUCGAUCUGGCUCUGCUGCCAGGGUGCCAGAACCGGCUGGUAACCUAACACACAUUGGAAAGGGGUUAGGUUAGUGGAGGAAUGGCGUAGGGAAUUCUGGGCCAUUUCGGCCCAGGGAACGUACCUUGCCCACUCCUCCGGCCGGUCCUGGCAGUAUGUUCUAAGAAACCUGCCCACAUCCUGGUUUACACGUUCCACCUGCCCAUUACUCUCCGGGUGGUAACCCGAGGUGAGGCUCACCGAGACCCCCAACCGCUCCAUAAAGGCCCUCCAGACUCUGGAGGUAAAUUGGGGACCCCGAUCAGACACAAUAUCCUCGGGUACCCCGUAGUGCCGGAACACAUGGGUGAAUAGGGCUUCGGCAGUUUGCAGGGCGGUAGGAAGGCCCGGCAUGGGGAGCAAACGACAGGCCUUAGAAAACCGGUCCACAACGACCAGUAUAGUGGUAUUCCCCUGUGACGGAGGAAGGUCAGUAAGGAAAUCCACCGAGAGGUGGGACCAUGGUCGUUGUGGCACGGGCAGGGGUAGUAACUUACCCCUAGGCAGAUGUCUAGGCGCCUUACACUGGGCGCACACCGAGCAGGAGGAAACAUAAACCCUCACAUCCCUUGCCAACGUGGGCCACCAGUACUUGGCACUAAGACAGUGCACUGUCCAGCCGAUACCCGGAUGUCCAGAGGAGGGUGACGUGUGAGCCCAAUAGAUCAAUCGAUCCCGAACCUCGAGCGGAACGUACUUCCGACCCUCCGGGCACUGUGGUGGACUAGGGUCGGUGCGUAACGCCCGCUCGAGUUCAGCAUCGACCUCCCACACUACCGGUGCCACCAGACACGACUCCGGCAGUAUGGGAGUGGGCUCCACGGACCUCUCCUCCGUGUCAUACCGCCGAGACAGCGCAUCUGCCUUACCAUUCUGUGACCCAGGGAUGUACGUGAUCUUAAAAGUAAACCUGGUCAAGAACAUAUUCCAUCUUGCCUGGCGAGGGUUCAGCCUCCUCGCCGCCCGGAUGUACUCCAGGUUACGGUGGUCCGUCAAAAUGAGGAAAGGGUGUUGAGCCCCCUCAAGCCAGUGCCUCCACACCUUUAGAGCCUGUACCACGGCUAACAUCUCCCUGUCCCCUACGUCAUAGUUCCGCUCCGCCGGACUGAGCUUCUUAGAAUAAAAAGCACAGGGGCGGAGUUUAGGUGGCGCGCCAGACCGUUGUGAAAGCACGGCUCCUAGACCGGCCUCUGACGCGUCCACCUCUACCUGGAACGGCAAAGAGGGAUCCGGAUGCGCCAGCACCGGGGCCGAGGUAAACAGGUCCUUCAGCCUCCCAAACGCCCUGUCCGCCUCGGCCGACCACUGCAGACGCACCGGACCCCCCUUCAAAAGAGACGUGAUGGGAGCUGCCACCUGUCCAAAACCCCGGAUAAACCUCCGGUAGUAAUUCGCAAACCCCAAAAACUGCUGCACCUCCUUCACAGUGGUUGGUGUUUGCCAAUUACGCACGGCCGACACCCGGUCUACCUCCAUCUUCACCCCUGACGCAGACAACUGAUACCCCAAAAAGGAGACCGACUCCUGGAAAAACAGACACUUCUCUGCCUUCACAUACAGGUCGUGCUCCACCAGCCUCCGCAACACUCUACGCACCAGGGCCACAUGCUCGACACGGGUAGGCGAGUACACGAGAAUGUCAUCAAUGUACACAACCACCCCCUGCCCCUCCAUGUCCCUGAAGAUCUCAUCCACGAAUGAUUGGAAAACUGACGGAGCGUUCAUCAACCCGUAUGGCAUGACCAGAUACUCGUAAUGGCCCGAGGUGGUACUAAAGGCUGUCUUCCAUUCAUCGCCCUCCCUGAUGCGCACCAAGUUGUACGCGCUCCUGAGAUCUAAUUUAGUGAAGAAACGCGCCCCAUGCAACGACUCAGUCAUGGUCGCAAUCAGCGGGAGUGGAUAACUGUACUUCACCGUAAUCUGAUUGAGACCACGGUAAUCGAUGCACGGGCGCAAAACACCAUCCUUUUUCUUCACAAAAAAGAAAUUCGAGGACGCAGGGGAAGUGGAAGGCCGUAUGUAUCCUUGUCUCAGAGAUUCGUCUAUGUAAAUCUCCAUAGCUUUCUUCUCCUCUUGAGACAGAGGAUACACAUGGCUCCGUGGGAGCGCAGCUCCUGCCUGGAGGUCUAUCGCACAAUCUCCCUGCCUAUGGGGCGGCAACUGCGUCGCCCUCGCCUUACUAAACGCAAUAGCCAAAUCCCCAUACUCAGGGGGAACGUGCAAUGCGGGCACCUGGUUUGGACUCUCCACCGAGGUAGCCCCUACGGAAACGCCCAAACAUCUACCCACACACUGAGCAGACCACUCCAUCAGAGCCCUCUCCUGCCACGAAAUGGAUGGGUUAUGGGUACUCAACCAGGGCAUGCCCAGCACCACCGGAUAAGCAGGAGAGUCAAUCAGGAAUAGCUGAAUCAUCUCCUGAUGACCCCCCUGCGCACACAUCCUAAGUGGCGCCGUGACCUCCCUGAUCAAGCCCGUACCCAACGGACGGCUAUCUAGGGCAUGAACGGGGAAAGGAACAUCAACAGGAAGAAGGGGAAUCCCUAACGCUAAACAAAACUUUUUAUCAAUAAAAUUCCCAGCCGCGCCUGAAUCUACCAGCGCCUUAUGCUGGGAAUGAGGUGCUACCUGUGGAAAACGCACAGGCAUACAAAAAUGUGCAACAGAGAGCUCUGGGUGAGUGGGGCGCCUACUCACCUGGAGGGAAUCCCCAGUGCGGGACCUGUCGUCCUCUCCCCUAGGAGGCCAUCCCCAGCACCUAGCCGCGGUGUGUCCUCCCCGACCACAGUUGGUGCAAGGGAUGGACCUCCUAGUAAGCCGACCCCUCCUCUCUCUAGCGCCAGCGCCCCCGAGCUCCAUGGGGCACGGCUCGGAAGCGCUGGAGGGUGAAAUGGACGGACCCCCCUCGGAACGCCCGCGGGUAGCUAGCAGGUUAUCCAGCCUGAUGGACAUGUCGACCAACUGGUCGAACGUGAGGCUGGUGUCCCUACAGGCCAGCUCCCGACGGACGUCCUCUCGUAGACUACACCUGUAGUGAUCGACGAGGGCCCGAUCAUUCCACCCUGCAUCUGCCGCUAGAGUACGGAAUUCGAGGGCGAACUCCUGAGCACUCCUCCUCCCCUGCCGGAGAAAGACCAGACGCUCCCCCGCCGCUUUCCCCUCCGGGGGAUGGUCAAACACCGCCUUGAAGCGGCGGGAGAACUCGUUGUACGUGAUGGUGUCCUGGUGCGGGACUAGGCUGACUGGCUGAUGGUGCUGGCACGGAGGGUGGCGGUGGAGGCGUCCCCCAGCCUCGGAUGGUGGUGAUCACCUCCUGCAGUGCGGUCCCCAUCUGCAGGAUCUGGUCCCCUUGCUCCCGGACCCUGUCCUCCAGAGUCGCCUGGGCUGCUGCGGCUCCUGCUGAUUCCAUAGGUGGUGUAUUAUUCUGUCACGGUGUGCUGUAGGUGCAGUGGCGGAAUCAAAUGCAGGACGCAGACGGAUAAUCCAAUAAACUUGUAUUGAGCCGAAACACGGCAAACGGACAACACUUGCCCGAAGGCGAAAUACGCACGAAGGCGAAAUGGAAACAAAACAGCGCACAAACAUGUGCGAAAACUCCAGCGCAGUGGAGAGAAGCUCAACCGAGCGAAAACACGUCUGACACAAAACAAUAAUACACAACACCUGACACACACAACGGGAACUAAAUAGGACACUAAUGACACUAACUGAAAACAGGUGUGACAACACUCAGACAAAAGCAAACGAACAUGAAACAUACAACGGUGGCAGCUAGUACUCCGGAGACAACGAACGCCGAAGCCUGCCCGAACAAGGGAGAGAGGCAGCCUCGGCCGAAACCGUGACAAUAACUCAACACACAAGUGUUACUUUUCACAUAAUUCCACAGUAUUUGUAAAAAUCUGUAUAGUUUACCAAUUAUGGGAGGCAUGCUGAAAACAAAACAACAAAAGGCAACUGGCAAUUUAUAUUUUGCUCAAUGUGUUGAAAUAUGAUAUGGGUUUACAAGCAAAGCCAGCCCAGAUGUUAGUUUUACUGUUCAUAGAGAACACAAACAAGCCCAUAUUUCUCAAUAACUUUUUCUAACAAACUUCAGCACUACUCAUUUUUAGCAAAAAUAAGUCUGAAGGCAAAAUUGUCAUAUUGACCUUCAUAUAUCAAACACUCUGCUUUAUGUCACUGUAGAUGUGCUCAAUUCACUGAUCUGUCUUAAUGUACACAUUUGUAGAGAGUAGGGACAUUGAUCAUGGUGAGUAGGGAUGUCAUAAAAUGUAUACCAUACUAUUGAUACAUUCUCAUAGCAGUAGUUACAGUUGCUUGCACUGACAUAGUACUCCUUUCUCCCUAUCAGGAGUCCACCCACAACAUAAUUGAAUUCUCAUUUUUUUCUCAUUCUCCCAUAGAUCAAAUAAUAGUUAUUUUCUCAAACUGUGUUAGCUUUGACUUAAUUUCACUCCCUGUGGCUUUUCUUUACUUGAAGGUGCUUGUGUUAGGAUCAAAAUCUCCCUGGGAAGAAAUCCUGGGGAUUUUGUGUUGGAAGUUCGAACAUUCUGGAAACUCCCAAUUACUCAAAAUCCAGGGGUAUUUAUAUAUCAAAAGAUAAAGGCCAUGGCAAUGGACCAUGCAUGCCCUCCGAUUUCAUGACCCAAUACAGCACCUAGUUCACGUUCACUAUCAGUCCCAUUGAUUUCCAAGUCCCCAGUCCUAUUGCCCCAAAUGGACGAUACAAUCUCUGGAUCAAUGCUUUACUUCACAGUGCUGAUAAGGUGCUCCAUCACUCUCUAACAGUAAUUUUCUGUCCACAUGAACAGACAGUGGGGGACAUUUAAAAUCACAUAAAAGAAGAAAGAUUUUACCGAGAUUUAAGUGCAUGUCAGAAUUGAUCAGACAGCAUUCAGAUUUAAUUUUGCCAUGUCGGCCCCUCACAUUCUCCCUCCAGUCUUGCAUAUCAGAAUUCGAAUGUGUCAUUAUCACUCCUCUUUGGAUUUUUUAUGUAUAAUAUAGUAUUUUCAAUCAUUAAUAUGCCCAUUGAAAUCUAUUACUGUGAAGCAUAGGGCAGAUGAUUUCAACUCAGCUUGCAGAGAUUGCUCAUCUGAGGCAAUAAAAAAAAGGCCACUGAAAUGUGAAAUGUGUAGACCGUAUCCACCCCUCUCUUCUUCUCAAACCAAUCCUAAGGCCUUUUCUUUGAGGAACUGAGAUAUUGCAGCUAAGAGAGUCACACACACCUCUGUCAAAACUAUUUAGUCCAUUCACAGUAUAGUAAUAGGAGAGGUGAUGCAAAUGGAGGUCCCUGUCACUGUUAAGAUUUUAAUUACAGCGUGAGCGGGGAAAAUGUGCAACUAUUCAAUAGUCGUGAAGAUAACAGACCUAGUACUUCUCUCGACAGUCCACAAAUGUAAAUGUAACUGUAGCCUUGAUGAAGGUUGGCUUUAAUUCUAAUGUCGCACCACUAUGAAGUGUGACGUCAGGAAGCAAGUGAAAAUUAAUUCAAGCCUGUAGGUGUAAUGUGCAACAAAAAUUAAUUAAUUAAUUAAUAAAGAAGCAUAAAAUAAAUGUUUUAUUCUCUUUUUUUUGUGUUGACCAUCUACAGUACAUUUAAUGGUUUUAUUUGUGCCAUAAAAACAUGUGAACAAGUAUAGUAACAUUCAAAAUGUCUCCUUCUCUAUCUAGAUUUGGAAUUGUCCUCCACAGAAAUGAACCGGCGCUCCACAAGAUCGACCUGGAGACCACGUUGUCAGUGAAGAACAUCAGCCUGCUCAAGUACAACUGCAUCCCCAAGUCUCUGGCUUACACCCACCUGGGCGGCUACUACUUCGUCAACUGCAGGCCCGAUUCCAUGGGUGCCACCCAGCCCCAACUCAUCGUGGACAGUGUGACAGACUCCGUGAUUAGACACAACGGGGACGUCACCGGCACCCCGUACAUGUCUCCGGACGGACACUACCUGGUCACGGUGGACGACCAUGAUGGCUUGAUGAGGAUCCAGCAGAUCACGGUGCGCGGAGAGAUUGGCGAGCCCUUCGACAUCCACACCAACCUUCACCUGUCUGAUGUGGUCUUCCAGCCGUCGUUCACCGAGGUCCACCAGUACAACGUCUUCGGAAGUUCGGGAAGCCAAACGGACUCUCUAUACGUCGAGCUGAGCACAGGCAAUGUGAAGAUGAUCAAGAGUCUGAAGGAGGCCACCAAGACUUCCGAUUGGCCGUGGAGCAGUAGGAACCGAGUGAUGACCGGCAGUGGACUUUUCGGACAGUACCUCAUGACCCCGUCCAGGGAGUCUAUCUUCAUCCUGGACGGUCGUCUCAACAAGCUCAACUGCGAGAUCACCGAUGUCGUCAAAGGCAACGUAGUGACGUGGGUUGGCGAGUCAUAG
This is a messenger RNA of Coregonus sp. 'balchen', 28073 nucleotides long. The record is from the annotation of a GenBank genome assembly. NCBI's taxonomy places the organism in Eukaryota, Metazoa, Chordata, Actinopteri, Salmoniformes, Salmonidae.